AUCCUGGUGGCGUCCUUCGGGGAGCUGCAUAAUCUCCUUCUGGUAGCCCGUACGCUUCCAUAGGUCCUUGCCUGCACACCAUCGUCAUCGUCAUCACUGCCCACACCAGAGUGUGACACGCCCUUGACUGAACUCCACAACCUUGUUCUGUUCUUCGUUCGCUGAAGCAAUCUGAUUAUUCUGCCCACCAGAAGAAAGAGCAGAGUUGCUGUAUACUAGCUGGAUCAUUUGGGGAUCAAUCUUCUCGCACCAUUCCCACUGGAUUUCGUUUCCAGAUUUCUGUUCCAAGAAUGGCUCUAGGAUCCUUGCACUUGAUUUUGCUGAUUUUGAUUGGUUUAGCUGACACCUGGGUGCAGUUUCGCUGUUUCUGAUCACUUGUUUGGUCUUGUUUCCCCUUUCCCUGAGUGACUUGAGUCCCUAUUCUUCUGUCACCAUUCUCCAAUUUCCAAACCAUCUCAAAUCGCUCAACUGAACAACACCAAGCUGCUUAGCUCUUUCUCCUGUUCUUGUCCACUUCACUUAUCUAGGAUUGAUUCAAUCAGUCAUCUUGCUACUUUGCACGGAUUGGGUUCGGUUAGGCUGGGAUUGGACUAGGGGAUUGGGUUCUUGACUGGAAUGCUGAAGAAGACGACGUCAGGAGUUGCUGCAGCGGCAAUGGGGUGUGGUGACCCCGUAUCGCCCUCACCUCCCACCACCAAGGUCGCCGAUGGCGGCAGGGCGGCCUCUCUGCUUCUCUCCACAAGGUCGCUCCCGGGCCUCUUCUCCCCGGACGCCCCCAUGAACCCCACCUCCAUGCGCGAGCAAUCCAAGAACCUGACUUGCUCUGCCGCGAGGAACGGCGGCACCGGCAGGUCCGGUUCCUCCCACUGCGGCUGCAUCGGCAGCCCGGCCGCCGGGCUCGCCGGUGUGCUCGUCGCCGGCGAGGCCGACGACUGGGGCUACCGCAACAGCGGGAGGGUGCUCCUCGGGAUGCGGCUCAGGGUGCAGCUGCCGCCGCCGCCCGGUAAGGGGCCCGGCGGCGGCGGCGACCUCCCGGGCUCGCCGAUCGAGUUCGGCGUCAAGAACAGGGAUGCCCAGCUCGCGCUGCUCUCGCCGGUGCAGCGCUCGCCGCUGUCGUCGGCAGCGGCGAGGCUGGCGCGGAGGAGCGAGGUGGAGGAGCUGGCCGAGGAGGAUUACACCUGCGUCAUCGCCCGAGGGGCCAAUCCCAGGAUGACCCACAUAUUCGAGGACCGCGUCGUCGAGAGCCGCGCCGGCGCCGGAGAUGGCGGUGGUGGUGGGUGCAGUAAGGAUCCUCUCUUGCUGCAUAGAUCUGAGAGAGAAUUCUGCAUCAGCCAAUACCACUAUGAAGAGGUGGUCCUCAGCAAAAGCGUCGGCAAUUCACCUGAUGCAUCGAUGAAAAUGAAGCCCUGAAUUUUAGCAGAGCCUGUAUGCUGAUUGUUGAGUGGCAAAUUAUUACUCUCAUCGUGAGAAAUUUUGAUCCAAAAGGACGUACGAUCUGUUCCUGUGCAGACCAAUAUUAUUCAUUUCUGUUUGCAGUUUUUUUUUUAGAAUCAUAACUUGUGAUCAUGAUGUUGAGCAGUCUCUGCUUGGUACUCGAAUGCAGUUAUAGAUGCAGUCAGAUGCUGCAGUGUCUUGCAAAAAAAAAGAUGUUGCCGUUAGAAAUGGGCCGCAAUCUGGAAUGGGCCGAGCAGAAGAUGAAAACAAAUAAUGGAGAAGCAUCAGAAAAAGAAGCCCACGAUAGCAGCAGAGAGAGAAUAAGUCAAAAGAAAAACACCAGUCAUAAAGCAGUCUAUUCAUAUACGAUUGAAAAUAACAUAUAAUACCUGACGGUUAUUAUAUAGAAA
Messenger RNA from Panicum virgatum (switchgrass), 1844 nucleotides. RefSeq names its product FCS-Like Zinc finger 8-like. The transcript is spliced from 2 exons. Bases 616 to 1410 code for a protein of 264 amino acids. NCBI's taxonomy places the organism in Eukaryota, Viridiplantae, Streptophyta, Magnoliopsida, Poales, Poaceae. The record is from RefSeq and is a predicted model, not a curated record.